Dibothriocephalus latus is the source of this 1254-nucleotide messenger RNA. Lineage: Eukaryota; Metazoa; Platyhelminthes; Cestoda; Diphyllobothriidea; Diphyllobothriidae. The record is from the annotation of a GenBank genome assembly.
AUGAACACUCAACAAUCGCUAACGAUCGUCACUUUUUGCCUGGAGGCUCGUUUCCAAGUCCCGCCGGCGGCCGGUUCGCGGCUAGGAGUAUGGACAAAUGAACUCAUAAUUUUCAUGCUUAUGAUCAUCAAGGAACGAAUAGGUCUCCAGAAGGAAUCUUGUUCAAGAACCGAGAUCCUAGGGCGACUGAAAUAUCUUUCGAUUAAGCUGCACGGUAAUCAAUUCUACAAUCUUAUUGACCCCACGGGGAUCAAUAUAUCAACCAGAGAGGACUUCCCCGCAAAGGAGGACUCCGGUGGCCUUGCCAACGUCCUCGAACGAUGUGUUGACAUGAUGAAAAAGAAAAGGGCGUCACCGGAUCAGAAAUUACGAUGGAGCAGUUUCAAUAUGAACCUGAAAAAGAUUGCAGACGCAGUUAGAGGCAUUUGGGAUUUGGAGGAAGGUGAGGUGGCACUACUAGAGAACAUUCUGAACCACGCCUACCUGCUGGAAUUCAUCUCAAGUGGCGAAUGCAGGGGAGCUGAGUUGGAUGCUUUUAUUGUCAAAUCUCUCACGAAAUCAGAAAACUACAAAAUGAUCCGCCAAAUUAGUGGCAAGGGCUCGACACUCUGUGGUUGUGUCCUCGAUGUAAAUGACGGCUUUAUUGCUGAAAACUCGGCCAAGGCAGAUCACUGGCGUGAGCAUUAUGUGCACCUCCUCAACUUUGAUGAGCAACCUAUGAUACCCUCCUUCUCCUCCGCAGCGGAGUUUCAUCCCUCUCCAGCCUAUGCAGUGUCUUACAACCUCCCUUCUCAAAACGAAGUUGCCCCUGCAACACAGAGGCCGUGCAACAGCAAGGCGUCCGGUGAGGACGGUAUUCCCACUGAAAUCUGCGAGUCCUGUCCUGACAUUCUGGUGUCCUGGCUACAUGAGGUGAUCAAGCAAGCACGGAGAGACGAAGUAGUUCCGAAUGACUCGGAGCUAUUCGAAGGCGUGAAUGCGAAUGAAAUUUGGAAAUUUAGGCUCCGCAUGGCCCUCCAACUGAAUCGCACAGACUUUCUCAGUGAGAACAUGUUCGCUGGCGUGGACUGGCGCAUGGUGCCGGACAAAUUUGUGGAAAUAAGCCUCUUGGAAGAUAAGAGGGACUUCCUCCAGUUGCUGCUGGACGCUGGCUUCCCACUGCAUAGGUAUAUCACCUUGGAGCUUAUUGAGAAGCUGUAUCAAGCGGACUUCGAAAACAACGUAUGUUUUGCAAGCAAGUGUUUCGCAUUAUAG